Messenger RNA from Cornus florida, 2734 nucleotides. RefSeq names its product probable receptor-like protein kinase At5g24010. The record is from RefSeq and is a predicted model, not a curated record. Gene Ontology annotation, cellular component: plasmodesma; plasma membrane. Gene Ontology annotation, molecular function: transmembrane receptor protein tyrosine kinase activity; ATP binding. Lineage: Eukaryota; Viridiplantae; Streptophyta; Magnoliopsida; Cornales; Cornaceae. Gene Ontology annotation, biological process: protein autophosphorylation. The transcript has 2 exons. The coding region runs from base 17 to 2605 and encodes 862 amino acids.
CUUUGUUUCGUCCCAUAUGCAAGGAGCCUCAUUCUUAUUACCGACAAAAGUAUCAAACAAUUCCCAACCAAAUUUCAUGGAAAAACUUUAUCCCCAUCACAUCUUUUACUCUCUUUUCUAUCUUCUCAUCUUCCUCAUCUUUCAAUUCUCAUCCAUUUCACUUCUCGCAUCAGCUUACACAUUACCUGAUAUUUACUUCAUCAACUGUGGGUCAGACUCAAACGCCACAAUAAACAACCGGAACUUCGUCGGAGAUGCCACCACCUCCUCAUUCGGCUUCUCUGCCGGCCAAAGUAGUCCUGUCAAAGCCUCCAACUCAUCUACACAGACCGAGACUCGAACUCUCUAUCAAUCAGCAAGAGUCUUCACAAACCCAUCAUCUCCAUAUGAGCUCGACAUACAGCAAAGUGGCACUUACAUGGUACGCUUCCAUUUCUAUCCUUUUUCAUCCCCAAAACAUAAUUUAUUCGAUGCCCAAUUCAAUGUUUUGGCUUAUGGGUUUUCGAUUCUAUCGAAUUUCACUGCCAAAAAUAGUAGUAAAUCACCUUUAAUUGAGGAAUUCUUGCUCACCAUCAAUGUUGGGAAAUUCAAAAUUUACUUCAGACCUUCCCAAAAUUCAUCAUUCGCAUUUGUGAAUGCUAUAGAAGUGUUCAUUGUCCCUGAAGAUUUCAUACCUGAUAGUGCCACUCUUGUCACUCCUUCGGCAACUAACACUUCUAAUUACAAUGGUUUGCUCUCUCGGGCUUUACAUACAAUUCAUAGGAUUAAUGUUGGUGGUGUUAAUGUCACACCGAAUAACGAUACAUUGUUGAGGAGUUGGGUACCUGAUGAUGAUUAUCUAUUUCAACCCGAUACUGCAAAGAAGAGUGAAUUUUAUAGUGGCUUGAUUUUGUCUACAAAUAAAUAUAUUGCUCCUGAUUUUGUCUACAAGACUGCUAAGGAAAUGAAUAUAGACUCAAGCAGGGGAUUUGAUUUUUUCAAUAUAACGUGGCGAUUAGAUGUGAACAAAAAAGCUAGACAUUUUGUUCGUGUUCAUUUCUGUGACAUCAUUAAUGCGACUCUUAAAAACUUCAAGUUCAAUCUCUAUGCUGAUGGCAAGUUCAGUCAGGUAAUAAUUCCUCAGUUGGCUGCUCCCUCUUACUUCGAUUACGUGGUUGAUUCUGAUAGUUCUGGUUAUAUGAAUAUAAGUGUUGGUCCUAGGAGUGAUUCAGUUAAUAAAACUGCAUUUCUGAAUGGAGUGGAGAUUAUGGAAUUAAUGAAGGAAGAUGACCCUUCGAAAAGGCAUCUGUUUAUAAUAAUUGGAGCGGUUUUUGGAGGUUUGGCCUUUUUCGUGUUGAGUUUGAUGGUGGUGUUGUUUUGGAGAAUGAGAUGCAGGAAAGCAAAGCCUAAUGAGAGUGUGCAUUGGCCUAUGGUGCCUCUGUAUGGAGGGAGUUCAUAUGAUCAGAUUACAGAGAGAACUGCCAAUGGCUCCAUUGUUCCCCAUUUUUAUCUCGGGUUGAAGGUACCAAUGGCUGAAAUACUCUAUGCAACAAACCAUUUCGAUAACAAACUGAUGAUUGGAGAGGGUGGGUUUGGGAGAGUCUAUAAAGGAACUCUUAGGAGUGGUAUGAAAGUGGCUGUCAAACGAAGCCAUCCACACCACGGUCAGGGCAUUUCAGAAUUCCAAACGGAGAUCAUGGUUUUGUCCAAAAUCCGACAUCGCCAUCUUGUUUCCUUGAUCGGAUACUGUGAUGAAGGUUCUGAGAUGAUACUGGUUUACGAAUUCAUGGAGAAGGGGACACUGAGAGAUCACCUAUACAAUACUAGUGAAGAGGACACUGAGAAAUCAUUUUCAGAAUCCGAAAUGUCGUGGAAUAGAAGGCUUGAAAUUUGCAUUGGUGCAGCCAAGGGUCUUCAUUACCUUCAUACUGGUUCUGGUUCAGACGGGGGAAUCAUUCACCGUGAUAUUAAGUCCACAAACAUCUUGCUUGAUGAACAAUAUGUGGCUAAAGUUGCUGAUUUUGGUCUUUCGAGGACACGUCCUCCCGAUCAAACACAUGUGAGCACGGAUGUAAAAGGCAGCUUUGGUUAUCUUGAUCCCGAAUAUUUCAAAUAUCUUCAAUUGACACAGAAAUCGGAUGUGUAUUCUUUCGGAGUGGUUCUUCUUGAAGUGCUUUGUGCAAGGCCAGCUCUUAAUAACUUACUUCCGUAUGAUCAAAUAAACUUGGCGGAAUGGGGGAUGUCUAGGCAAGCAAAGGGGCAGCUUGAAGAAAUUGUUGAUCCUAUGCUGGCGGGCAAAAUCAAUCCGGACUCAUUGAGAAAAUUUGGUGAAACAGUAGGGAAGUGCUUGAAGGAAUGCGGUGUUGACAGGCCGAGUAUGUAUAAUGUAUUGUGGGAUUUGGAAUAUGCGCUGCAGCUUCAACAAAUUGCAAUAAGAUACAGGGAGCCACACGAGGACAGCACAACAGAUGCUUCAUGGGUGUUGUUACCGUUGAGUGGUGUUGUUCAGCGGUUACCUUCUCAAAGCAUCACAAUUGAGGAAUCUGCAAAUGAUGGUUCGGAUUCAACAAGUCUUCUGAGUGCUAGUCAAGUGUUCUCACAAUUGAAGAUUGAUGAUGCCAGAUAAUGUGAUGGUUUGAGGAAGUUUCUGUACCAGGAAAAUGUAUAUAUAUAUGUUGCAGGAAGUCUGAACACGGUACAACUCUCAAGUGGUUUCCUUACCCUUAUCAACUCAAUUCUAGUAGUAUUCUUAUUA